AUGACUGUCCUCAGCACCUUGGCACCCGUCCCCGCGGACGAGAUCUUCGCCUUGAACCGCGCAUAUGCCACCGACGACUACCCGCAGAAGGUCAGCCUGGGCGUCGGCGUCUACCGCACCGACGACGGCAAGCCGUGGCCGCUGCCGGUGGUGCGCGAGGCCGAGAAGCAGCUGCACGAGGAGGACAACCUCUUCCGACACGAAUACACCGCCAUUGAGGGCGACGUCGCCUUCCUCGAGCUGGCUCGGGACCUGAUGUUCGGCUUCGACGCGGCCAAUCCGACGCCGCAGCAGACGCAGACGCAGGCGCGCAUCGGGUCGGUGCAGACGGUGGCUGGCACCGGCGCCAAUCAUCUGGGCGCGCUGUUCCUGGCGCACCACAUGAAGCCCAAGCACAUCUGGCUGUCGAACCCGUCGUGGGCGAAUCACCUGACGAUCUGGGAGCUGGCGGGCGUUGCGCGCAAGACCUACCCGUACUACAACGCCGCCUCGCGCGCGUUCGACUUUGCCGGCAUGAUGGCCACGCUGGAGGAGGAGGCGCAGGAGGGCGACGCGAUCCUGCUGCACGCCUGCGCGCACAACCCCACGGGGCUCGACCCCACGCCCGACCAGUGGAAGGCCAUCGCCGACCUGUGCGAGCGCAAGAAGCUCUUCCCCUUCUUCGACAGCGCCUACCAGGGCUUCGCGUCCGGCUCCGCCGACGAGGACGCCUGGGCUGUGCGCUACUUCCUCCGCGAGAAGCCCAACAUGGAGAUGUGCGUCGCCCAGAGCUUCUCCAAGAACUUCGGCCUCUACGGCCAGCGCGUCGGUGCCUUCCACUACGUCCUUAACGACGGCGCCCAGCACCUCCGCGACACCGUCGUCAACAACCUUUGCCAUCUCAUCCGCGGCGAGUUCUCUAUGGGCCCCACCGCCGGCUGCAGCAUCGUCAAGAAGGUCCUCACCAACGCUGAGCUCACCGCCCAGUGGCACGAGGACUUGAAGGUCAUGAGCUCGCGCAUCAAGUCCAUGCGUCAGGCCCUGUAUGACGAGCUGGUCCGUCUCGAGACGCCCGGCUCCUGGAAGCACAUCGUCGAGCAGAACGGCAUGUUUUCCUACACUGGCUUGACCCCGUCGCAGGUGUACGCUCUAAAGGAGAAGUACCACAUCUACCUCCUCAAGUCGGGUCGUGCCUCUAUCAGCGGUCACGCAGUGAGCAAGAAGAACGUCGCCUACGUGGCGCAAGCCAUCAACGAUGUUGUCCGCAACGUCAACUAA
Messenger RNA from Aspergillus terreus NIH2624, 1257 nucleotides. Its product is annotated as putative aspartate transaminase. The transcript is spliced from 3 exons. The record is from RefSeq and is a predicted model, not a curated record. Gene Ontology annotation, molecular function: pyridoxal phosphate binding; L-aspartate:2-oxoglutarate transaminase activity. Gene Ontology annotation, biological process: L-aspartate biosynthetic process. Gene Ontology annotation, cellular component: cytosol. Lineage: Eukaryota; Fungi; Ascomycota; Eurotiomycetes; Eurotiales; Aspergillaceae. Bases 1 to 1257 code for a protein of 418 amino acids.